AGCUAUGGGAAGGCAAUUGGAUCUGAUUUGCGGAUUGGGUGAGCAAGAGAGUUCUUUGAAGCCGCCACUUAGAUCUGGGAUAGACCCAAGAGUGGCCAUCUUUGCUAGUGCAGCACUACCAGUGAAUAGGCCUUCGGAGGGGUCCGAGAACAGCAUCGAGGUACCAAGGCAGCAUCAAACCGGAUGCGGAUGCAAGCACCCGUGCAAAUGCAACCCAUGCCACUGUAAUGGGUUUGCGAUAGACCCAAACGCAGUGCCUCUCGUUGCUAGUGUUGCACCACCGGUACUGAUGAUGCCCUCAGAGGGGUCCAAGAAGAGCAUCAAAGCAAAGAGGGAGGGCAUCCAUCCAAAACUCUAGAAGAGCUAGCAUCGAAGCAGAGAGGAAGGGCAUCCAUCCAAAACUCGUAAUGGCUGUGGAUGAAUGCCAACCAUGCCAAUGUUGAGCGAUCAUGGAUAUCCUGCAGCCAGCAAAAAUAAGAAAGAACUAAUAUUUGUUCUGCUUGUGUUUCUCUUUGUGUUUUGUGAUGGAGUCUAUUUAAUUAGUAUAAGAAAGGACGAAUGUCAUGCCCGUUUAGUUGUACUCAUAGAGAAUAAGUUAUGAUUUAUCACAGGAAAGAGUAAUGGCUCUUGUAAUGAUUUUCAUUUGAGGUUUCGGAAGUUGAGAAUUCAGUUGGUAGUUAUGUGAGCAGAUUGCAUACAUUGAAAUAGUUAUAGAAGUUGAUUACAUGUACUGAAAGGAUUUGUUGUUGCAGUUGCUCUGGUGC
Rhododendron vialii is the source of this 764-nucleotide messenger RNA. RefSeq lists its product as uncharacterized. NCBI's taxonomy places the organism in Eukaryota, Viridiplantae, Streptophyta, Magnoliopsida, Ericales, Ericaceae. The record is from RefSeq and is a predicted model, not a curated record. The coding region runs from base 5 to 358 and encodes 117 amino acids. The transcript is spliced from 5 exons.